AUGUCGGUGAAACAUCAUCGGGACCACCCUUGCAUCAGGACAUGUGAAGUUAACUCUCCCAUGUUCUGUGAAUAUGAUUUCCAAGCCGAAACCUUCUAUACUCUGACCAAGGCGUGCCGUGACUGUCCUCACAACAUCACGGACUGUUACAGACCCGGGUGUAUCCCAGCCGACGGUAAUUCCCGGGCAAUCCUUGUCGUCAACAGGAUGUUGCCGGGACCAGCCAUACAUAUCAAGCAGUGUAUACGUAUGGUUUGUGAGGGAGACACUGUAAUGGUUAAUGUUCAUAACAAAAUGAAUGGAAUGGGUAUGUCAAUUCAUUGACACGGUAUCCUACCGCGAGGCAGCCCUCACAUGGACGGGGUUGGUAUGCUUACCCCAGUGCCCCAUACACGAGAAUGCGAUAUCAUUUUCUUGGAUCUACCAAGUUUUACUUCAUUCUACAGAUUUACAGUUAGCGGUCCUGGAACCCACUUUUGGCACGGACAUUCAGGACAACAUCGCUCUGAUGUUGUUCGACAAGCUUCAGAACGCGAGUUCCAUCACGGUGUCUAUGACUAAGACUUACCCGAACAUACCAUGCUCGUCAACGAUUGGUUGAUGGAAUUAACUCUAGAUCGUUUUGCCAACCAUCAUCAAGCUCACGGUGAAAAGCCGGCGUCAAUUCUCAUUAAUGGAAGAGGAGCUCAUCGUGUUUUCUACAACAGUGAACGAAGUGAGAACAUCACAACACCAUAUGAAGUGUUUAAUGUUGAGCACGGGCGGCGCUACAGGUUCCGGAUAAUAAGCAAUGGUAUAUUUAACUGUCCAAUACAGUUAUCCGUUGACAACCAUACACUUCGCGUUAUCAGCAGUGACGGUAAUCCAUUCCAACCUAUCGACGUUGAAAGCAUCAAUAUUUUCGCCGGUGAGCGUUUUGAUGUGGUCAUUCUAGCCGAUCAGCCUGUGGACAAUUAUUGGGUCAGGGCGCGGGGACAAGCUGGUUGUAUUGCAAAAAGUGUCUACCAACAAGCUAUCCUCCGUUACAGUGGUGCAGUCGAAGAGUUUCCGACUCGUCCAAUAGGACACCAGUUUGGAGACCGAGAAGGAAAGAAACUCAAUCCAUGGAAUAAAAAAGCAACAGAUAUGCUGGUACCAGUAACGCAUCUUGACAAUAUGCGUCCUUCAAACAAAGCACUUCAGGAAACACCAGACAAGAAGUUCUACCUCACAAUGGACUUUAACAACAUCGACAACUAUAACUUCUAUGUAGGGUCUGAAUAUGUUUCCCCUUCCACUGUCGUGGAGGCAUACUACCACUUAUUGUCACCGCAGAUAAAUCAUAUCAGCAAUACCCUGCCACCUUCCCCUCCUCUGACACAAUUCCAUGACAUACCACAGGAGAUGUUCUGUAAUGCUGACACUGUGAAAAGGAAUUGCUCCGAGGAAUUUUGUAAAUGUAUUCACACACUAAAGGUGGACCUGGAUGACACUGUAGAGUUUAUAGUUAUCGAUGAAGGAAAGAUCUGGGAUGCCAAUCAUCCAAUGCAUCUUCACGGUCAUAAGUUUAGGGUGAUAGGCAUGGACAGGCUCAGCAAGUCUACGACCCUUGAGGAGGUGAAACGUCUGGACAAUGAAGGAAAGCUGAUCAGAAACUUGACGUCUCCUGUUGAUAAAGACACAGUUACCGUUCCAGAUGGUGGUUAUGUCAUCCUCCGAGUCCAUGCCAACAAUCCAGGAUUUUGGUUUAUGCACUGUCACAUUGAGUUUCAUGCCAACAUUGGAAUGGGAGUUGUGAUUCAGGUCGAUGAUUUCGACCAGAUACCCUCCCCUCCCGCCAACUUUCCCCGGUGUGGGAGCUGGUCAUAUACAUCGGCAACACCUGUACCUCCUGUUACAGGCGUUGCAUCCUCUGUCAAUUUCAGUCUUGCGAGUGUGAUGACCAUGCUCUUGUUUGAGCAAAAGUACCCUAUACUGGGCAUCAUUCGUCCCAGUUGUUUUCACCCUCUUCGUUCAGGUUUUUAA
This is a messenger RNA of Ylistrum balloti, 2004 nucleotides long. RefSeq lists its product as uncharacterized. The record is from RefSeq and is a predicted model, not a curated record. Gene Ontology annotation, molecular function: oxidoreductase activity; copper ion binding. Gene Ontology annotation, cellular component: plasma membrane. Lineage: Eukaryota; Metazoa; Mollusca; Bivalvia; Pectinida; Pectinidae. Gene Ontology annotation, biological process: iron ion transport.